UUUUCGUACUGAAAUACUCCUAUAAAAGAAAAGCUUUUUUUUUUUUUAUUGAAGUAUAUUGAAUGAGAUAUUUAUAUUUAUAAUAAUUUUCACGUUUUUGUUGGCCACGUAGUAAACGCAAGCAAGACCAAUUAUUGACAUUUGAAGGGCCAUGGGUAUUCAAGGGCUGAUACCUCUUUUAGAAAAAUCAUGGAGGACCAUCAACAUAUCGGAGUUUUCUGGAUGUACUGUGGCCAUCGACGCUUAUUGCUGGUUACACAAAGGUGUAUAUACUUGUGCUGAGAAAUUAGCAAGAGGAGAGGACAGUCAAGCGUAUGUAUACUAUUGUAUGCGUUUUGUGUCAAUGUUGUUAGAUAAAAAUAUUAAACCAAUUUUAGUGUUUGAUGGACAACGUUUACCCGCUAAAGCUGAUACUGAAUCAAAACGCCGAAAACUAAGAGAAGAAAAUCGAAAGAAAGCAGCCGAAUUGAUGCGUUUGGAUAAAGGAAAAGAAGCUUCAUCUCUUUUAAGACGGAGUAUUGAUGUUACCCAUAAAAUGGCUUUAAAYCUCAUUAAGCGUUGCAGAAAGAUUAAUGUUGAUUGUAUUGUAGCACCAUAUGAAGCUGAUUCUCAAUUAGCAUAUUUAAAUUUAAGCGGAAUCGCUCAUAUAGUUAUUACAGAAGACUCAGAUUUAUUGCUGUUUGGUUGCAAAARAGUUUUAUUUAAAUUAGACCAAAAUGGUGCUGGUAUAUUAAUUGAACAAGAAAAAAUACAUCUCUCAAUGAAUAUCCAACCUGAAGAGUUUAGCUUUGAUAAAUUUCGUUAUAUGUGUAUACUAUCGGGCUGUGAUUAUUUACCUUCUGUUCCUGGAGUAGGGUUGGUUAAAGCUCGACAAUUCAUCACUAGAACAAGUGAACCAGAUAUCUACAAAGCACUUUCAAGAUUAGGAUCUUUUGUGAAUAUUAAAAUCCCUCCUGAAUACCGUGAUCAAUUUAUGGAUGCUGAUCGUAUGUUUAAGUAUCAACCUGUAUUCGAUCCAUUAUCUCGUCGAAUUAUACCAUUAAAUGAUAUAUCAGACUCUAAUAUAUCUGUGCUUGUUUCAAAGCUAACCUCUCAUCAGGCUUAUCAACUUGCCCUAGGAAAUAUAGAUCCCAUUUCUUUAGAAGUUGUAGAUAAUUGGGAUCCCGAUAUUAAAUUAAUUCCUGAUGAAAUUGUGAAAAAUAAAAUUAUUAAAGCUCGUCAUAAAAGCAUUUGGUCAAAAGACUACCAACCAUCUAAAUAUAACCCUAAAGUAUGUACUUUUACACCAGAARUUGUCAAGAAUUCUCCCACUACAAGUCCCAAGGUAUCCAAUAAUUUCACUCGGUCAUCACAAAUUCAUCAAACACCUGUAAUUAAGAAACUUCUACCUGUAACUGAAGAUGAUAUACUAAAUACUCUUGAUGAAAUUUAUGAAAAUGAAAACAUUUUGGAAAAAUGUGAUGUUAUUACUGAAGAAAAAUAUAARUCAACACCAUUACCGUCCAUUAAAGAUUGCCAAAUUAAAGACAAACAUUUUAAACAAGAUUCCGAUACGGAAGAAAAUGAAUCGCCUUCAUUUUUAAAACAAUUAUCUAAAAGAAAGUAUACAGUUAUAGACCCAGAUGUUCAAGUAGUUAGUGGUUACUUUUCUCCUCAAACAUCCAAAAUAAGUGAAGUUCAUGAAGAAGAAUCUAUAAAUCCAUUUAAAACUCGCAAGAUAACCAUACAUAAAAUUAUAAAUAGUAAAGAUGAUUUAAAUACCUCUUUAAAUUCUAGUCAUAUUAACGAAGGAAAUAUACCACAAUGUUUUGAAAACGAAGAAGUCAACACAAAAACAUUUAAUAAAAAACUUCCUAAUCAAACGCAAACUGCCUUUAGUUGGAAGAGUUACUCAAAUAAUAGAAUGGUAACAAAUAGAGAAAUACAUAAUGAGGAACAAAAAUACCAGAACAGUCCAAAUGAUACCUUUUCAGUGAUUGAUGAUAUUAAAAGAKUCGACCAUGAAAACGAUAUUGAUGAAGGAUUCGGUAGUCAGAGUACAAAAGAAACCAACAAUAUUACUGUGACYCCAAAAYUGAGAAAGCGUUCAUAUCCAAGGACUGGACUAUCUAAAAGCACUGGAAAAAACAGUCAGACUCUGUUGUCCAAAUUUGGYUUCAAAACUGGUGACAAAUUAAAACGUUAAAAGCAAGUAUGCUCAAUUGAUGAUUUCUAUUCACCCCAAGACUGAAGACGUAAGCUUAAAUUACGACAAAAGCUUAUUCUUWUUAAUUAAUUAUCUUUAAUGUUUAUUAUUAGGAUUUAGAUUAUUUAAUAUUUACUAUACAUGUAAG
This is a messenger RNA of Diuraphis noxia (Russian wheat aphid), 2333 nucleotides long. RefSeq names its product Exonuclease tos (gene tos). Gene Ontology annotation, cellular component: nucleus. Gene Ontology annotation, biological process: DNA recombination; mismatch repair. Gene Ontology annotation, molecular function: DNA binding; 5'-3' DNA exonuclease activity; metal ion binding. NCBI's taxonomy places the organism in Eukaryota, Metazoa, Arthropoda, Insecta, Hemiptera, Aphididae. The record is from RefSeq and is a predicted model, not a curated record.